Messenger RNA from Anopheles cruzii, 2549 nucleotides. It is a transcript of the gene Mcm6, whose product is annotated as DNA replication licensing factor Mcm6. The record is from RefSeq and is a predicted model, not a curated record. The coding region runs from base 1 to 2445 and encodes 814 amino acids. Gene Ontology annotation, cellular component: nucleus; MCM complex. Gene Ontology annotation, molecular function: ATP binding; single-stranded DNA binding; single-stranded 3'-5' DNA helicase activity. NCBI's taxonomy places the organism in Eukaryota, Metazoa, Arthropoda, Insecta, Diptera, Culicidae. The transcript has 4 exons. Gene Ontology annotation, biological process: double-strand break repair via break-induced replication; DNA replication initiation; mitotic DNA replication.
AUGGAUGUAGCAGAUGCUCAUGUUGGCCAGCUUCGAGUUCGCGAUGAUGUAGGCAUUCGUUGUCAAAAAUUAUUUAUGGUUUUUUUGGAAGAAUUCAAAGAAGAAGGAGAGCUAAAGUAUAUUAAGACAGUUGCUCAGCUAAUCCAUCCCGAUCGAUCGACGUUGGAAGUAAGCUUCGAUGAUGUGGAAAAGUGGAACCAGACCCUGGCCACUGCCAUAAUCGAAGAAUAUUAUCGCAUAUUUCCCUUCCUGUGCUCGGCCGUAUCGCAGUUUGUGCGCGAUCGGACAGAGCUGACAAAACCGAAAGAAUGUUAUGUUUCGUUCGUGGACGUACCCACACGGCACAAGGUACGCGAGCUGGCCACUUCCAAAAUCGGAACGCUUAUAAGGAUCUCUGGACAGGUCGUACGCACGCACCCGGUUCACCCGGAACUGGUAACCGGUACAUUCGUGUGUGUCGAUUGCCAAACAGAGGUACGGGAUGUGGAGCAACAAUUUAAGUUCACCAAUCCGACUAUCUGUCGCAAUCCGGUUUGUGCCAACCGGAAGCGUUUUAUGCUGGACGUGGACAAGUCGUUGUUUAUAGAUUUUCAGAAGGUGCGCAUACAGGAAACUCAAGCGGAACUGCCGCGUGGUUGUAUCCCACGCUCACUAGAGGUCAUCUUGCGAUCUGAAAUAGUCGAAACUGUGCAGGCCGGUGACCGAUAUGAUUUUACGGGUACGCUUAUCGUCAUUCCGGAUGUGGGAGCGCUGCAGCUACCGGGAGCGAAAGCGGAAAUAAGUUCUCGACACAAACAAGGCGAUAAUGCUGCGGAAGGUGUGCGUGGGUUGAAGGCGUUGGGGGUUCGUGAUUUGAACUAUAAAAUGGCAUUUUUGGCCUGUUCAGUACAAGUCACAUCAUCGCGCUUUGGUGGCACUGACAUGCCGAUGAGCGAGGUCACGGCGGAAGAUAUGAAGAAACACAUGACGGACGCAGAGUGGAAUAAAAUUUACGAGAUGUCGCGCGAUGCUAAGCUUUACCAGAAUCUCAUUAACAGCCUGUUUCCGUCAGUGUAUGGCAACGACGAGGUGAAAAGAGGAAUUGUGCUGAUGCUGUUCGGGGGUGUUGCCAAGACAACACAAGAAAAGACAACAUUGCGCGGCGACUUGAACGUUUGCAUCGUCGGUGAUCCGAGCACUGCAAAAUCACAGUUCCUGAAGCAGGUUGCAGACUUCUCCCCGCGUGCAGUUUACACUUCGGGAAAGGCCUCAUCGGCUGCUGGUUUGACGGCGGCAGUGGUGAGGGAUGAAGAGAGCUUCGACUUUGUGAUUGAAGCGGGAGCACUCAUGUUAGCCGAUAAUGGGAUUUGUUGUAUUGAUGAAUUUGACAAAAUGGAUCCUCACGACCAGGUGGCGAUCCACGAAGCCAUGGAGCAGCAAACAAUUUCGAUCGCCAAAGCGGGUGUGCGUGCGACGUUGAAUGCACGCACCUCCAUUUUGGCGGCAGCAAAUCCAAUCGGUGGUCGUUACGAUCGAUCGAAGUCGUUGCAACAAAAUAUUCAGCUCAGCGCACCGAUUAUGUCUCGCUUUGAUCUGUUUUUUAUUCUCGUCGAUGAAUGCAACGAACUGGUAGAUUAUGCAAUCGCUAGAAAAAUUGUUGACUUGCACUCGCACAUUGAAAAUCGUGUUGAGCAAAUAUAUUCGCGAGAGGACGUUUUGCGCUACAUUUUAUUUGCGCGUCAGUUCAAGCCCGUCAUCAUGGACGAAGCCAUGGAAUUGUUGGUGGAAAACUAUGGACAUUUGCGGCAGCGCGAUACUGGCACGUCUGGUAAGAGCACUUGGCGUAUUACGGUACGCCAGCUGGAAAGUAUGAUUCGACUGAGCGAAGCAAUGGCAAAAAUGGAAUGUAGCGAGAAAGUCACUGUACAGCACGUGAAGGAAGCGUAUCGACUGCUGAAUAAAUCAAUAAUACGUGUUGAGCAGCCCGACAUUCACCUGGACGAUGAAGAAGCUGAUGAAGCACUAAACGACGUACUAAACACACCAGAAAACGAUGCAACGGAAGCAGUAAUGGGAAGCCAGACGGUGGAUGAGAAUGGGCAUGGUAGUCAACCCGUUGCCAAAAAAAAGCUUACGCUUUCCUUCGAAGAGUACAAAAACCUUUCCAACAUGUUAGUAAUACACAUGCGUAACGAAGAGAGUCGUUUUGAUUCGGAAGAAGCGGAGCUCGAGGGAAUCCGCAAGACUGAGCUGAUCAACUGGUACUUAGAGCAAGUGGCCGAUCAAAUUGAAUCCGAGGAGGAGUUGGUUGUGAGAAAAACUCUGAUCGAAAAAGUUGUGGAUCGCUUGAUUUAUCACGACCAAGUUAUUAUUCCACUGAAAAUGGCCAAACUAGGUGAAAAGGCUGCAACAGAAGAUGAAGAUCCACUGCUCGUCGUGCAUCCAAACUACAUCGUAGAAAGUUAAAGCAAAAUGUAUAUAUUGACAAAUGGUGUUUUUUUUAUUGUACUUCUAUUUCCUAAUAAACUGCUUUUUAUUCCAUUUACGAUUCGGACCAGAAAUAUUUUUCU